Molecule: messenger RNA, 351 nt
Organism: Fusarium proliferatum ET1
Lineage: Eukaryota; Fungi; Ascomycota; Sordariomycetes; Hypocreales; Nectriaceae
Exons: 2
Coding region: 1-351 (116 amino acids)
Source: RefSeq, a predicted model, not a curated record
AUGGUAGCCUCCAGCUUUAAGGCGCUCACUACUCACAAAGAGAUUGACUUUUGCAACUUCAUCGGCAACAGCUGGACGAUUCUAUUCUCUCACCCUACAGACUUCACUCCGGGCAUCGACUUCACCAUUCGCCCAGCCUUUGUUAUCGAACCUUCCAAGACCAUUCCGCUUACGAUGAUGCAUCCUGCUUCAAUUGGUCGUAAAUCAGUCGAGGUACUGUGGGUUAUUGGUUUACUUCAGACUGUAGAUAAGAAGGAUGUUAUUAUUCCGUCUUCUGUUUCGAUGGAGGAUGCGAACAAGUUUCGUGAUAUCAAGGAGGUCAAGACUUACUUGAGAUUUACCAAGACCUAG